AUUUCUGCUCGUGGGAGCGGUCGUGUUCUGCGCUUCUCUUCUACCAGUUAUCUAUAGUUAUUUUUGAAGCUGGUCCUGGGAGAGAUGCCGCGUCCAAAUAGAGCUUCUUCCAAGGGAAAGGAAAAAGAUGCCAGUCAGAAGGCAGGCAACAAAUACAAAGAAGAAAGUGAGAGUAGUGACUCUGAUGAAUGGGAUGAAGAAGAAGAUCCAGACAAUAUGAAUGUCCCAGGGGGGGGGACAAACCUUGGUGUGCUAAAGGGAGAAGAAAAGCCGUUGAAAAAAGAGCCCAGUGGCACACUCUCCUCUUUAGGUGCCAGUAGCUCAGGUCUCACUCUUCAGUCUCUGCUUGCUGCACCACAUGCAGACCUUAAACCCAAGCCAGAUCUACUGAGUGCAGCUCUGUCUUCCUCAGGGCUAGAAGGUAUGGCUGGUGCUGCUGGGCUACAAAAUCGUGCAGCUCUUCAACAACAGCUAUUGCAGCGAGGUCUUGUAACAAAAGCUGCAUAUACUCCAGGAUAUCAAGUCCUUCGCCCUGAUGGCCACCUGCAACCUAGGGGGGUCGAGUCAUAGUGUGUGCAUGUGUGUGUGCUUACGUGCGUAUGCUCGCACCAUAUUUAGAUCUCCACAAUGCAAAGAUACGAGAUAUAUCUGUAAGUCUUGUGAAACACCACUGUGCCUUAUGUCUUGUUUUAAGGAAUUCCACUGCAAAAAUCAAGUAGCAUCUACAUAUGUACCUAUUUUUGAAACAGUAAAAAAUUGAAGGAAAUGGAAAUGUUAGUUUACAUAUAUGAACAAAAUUGUUUUGUGGAAUUUUAUUUGAUAAAGUUUGAGCACUAAAGUAAUAAGAACCAAUGUUUGUGGAAAACCAUGUUCUAAUGUCAGUAACUGAAAAGAAACCCAAAAAAGAGAAAAAUGUAGAGAGAAAACUUUUAGGCUAUGCAGCAAUACCUGCUGUUGCCAUCAAAUGCUCCAUGACCUUCAAUUUAGUGCCAGUGUAAUUCCAUAAAUACUGGACCAAUUUCAUUCAUUUUGGUCUUACUACCUAUAGAAAAAUAUACUCUACUAUUUUUGAAUAACUUUUUGUUUUGUUUUUAAAUCAUGACACAGAAAGGACAGUUAAUUUUGGGAGCUGUGACAGUUGAAAUAUAACAAAUGUAAUACUAUAAUACAUUAUAAAUGUUUGGCAUUUAUGAAGGCCAUGAAACUUGACAAAGAAUUACAGUAUUAUGUUAUUUAACAAGUUAGCUGGAUUUGAGUUCUGGAAUUAGGAAGUACAGUGUCUACUCUGAAGGUUGGGUGGAGAUGUUGCUGAGUGUCAUUUGAAUUGUGAUGUUUGUGUACCUCUAGAAAGCAAGCUAUUGAAUAGCUGCUGAUAAAUGUGUUUCCUUCUUUGGGUUGCCCUUGAUGGGAAAGGACAAGUGUGAUACGAAAGAAAUAAACUGUGUUAAUUACACUAGCAGUUGAGGUUCCAUAUGGGUGACGAAGCUUCAGUAUAAAAAGCAGGACCAAGGCUGUGACAAACACCAUCUUCAAUGGAUAUCCAAUUUCUUUGUUAAUGUUUUGGAGGUUUCUUCAACCAUCAUCGGAAUGUUAAAAUCUUCUUUCAACAAACUGGCCAUAUCCAACCAAGGCAGGUGGCCCAAAAGGAAAAAUGAAAGUUUCCCCUUUUUAAAUUUAGUAAUGUAUAUUGGAGAAGGGGUUUCUAGCUAGCCCCUUGCUCCCGGCAUUUUAGUCGCCUCUUACGACACACAUGGCUUACGGAGGAAGAAUUCUGUUCCACUUCGCCAUGGAGAAAAAUCUAAAUAUUUUACAAUAAAAGUAAGAAAUGAUUUUAAAAAACAUUUAAAAUUGUCUACAUUGAGAAUUGGGUAAAUGCAACUAAGAUAAUUCAAUCAUUAUUAUUUACAUCAGACUAUUGUAAAUCAUAUUGGUUGAAUUAUCUUAGUGACAUUUCUCAGUUCAUGAUGUAGACAGAAUUUUAAAUGUUUUUAAAAUGGUUCCUUACUUUUAUUGUAAUAUAUUUUAGAUUCUGAUGAUGGUUGAAGAAACAUCUGAAAUGUUAAUAAAGGAAUUAGAUUUCCUUAAAGGAAUGUGGAAAUUAAUGAAUAAAAUUUUUCUAGAUUGAAAGAUUUAGUAGAACUUAGAAUAACUUCAGUAAUAAAUAUAUAGUAUGUCGUAGUGAACAGUGAAGAAUUGUUUAAGCACUGCAACUCAUAGGAAGUUUUGUUGAGAGUGGUACAUUAGAAGCUCCAGCUGGCUUGGCUGUGUACAGUAUUACUGUACUCUAAACUCUCAUAGGUCAGUUAAGUUGCUUUCCUGUAGCUCCUGUAACAUUAAAAAAUGAAACUUUUAGUGAAAUAUUAUAUAUGACAUAUAUGGAGGCAUUUGCAAAAAAAAUAAAAAAAAAUUCUAUCCUUUAUGAUGCAGUAAUAUAUUACAAUUAAGUAAUGUUAUAACUAUAAAUAUUUUGAGUAUAACUGAAGGCAAGAAGUUUUUGUGUACACUUGAAACACUGAUAUUAUGGUUAAGAAAAGUUUACAAAAGUGCUUCUAGUAUGAUUAGUUUUUGUUGACAAAAAAAUAAUGUACUGUAUUUCAGUGAAAAGAGUAAAAGCAAACAUAAAGUACUGUACAGACUCUGAAGAUUCCAACAUGAGAAGAAUGUGAAUGUAUUUGAAGAUCUCUUAAUUAAGAAUUUUACUUUAUGUAUUUGUUGUCUAGCAAGAAAAUGUUUUUAGUGUUUAUUUUUAGUUUCAAAUAAAAAUGCUCUCUUUAUUUC
This is a messenger RNA of Cherax quadricarinatus, 2778 nucleotides long. The record is from RefSeq and is a predicted model, not a curated record. NCBI's taxonomy places the organism in Eukaryota, Metazoa, Arthropoda, Malacostraca, Decapoda, Parastacidae.